AUGUGUGUACAAAAAUUGCUUGUUAUGGAAAUCUUGAUGUUUUGCAAUGGGCUCGCAGCGAAGGAUUUGCAUUGGACAUGUGCCAAUGCUGCUGAACACGGUCAUCUAGAAGUCUUGCAGUGGGCCCGAAGCAAUGGAUGCCCAUGGGAUAAAAAUACUUGUGCAUGUGCUGCUAAACAGGGUCAUUUGGAAGUCUUGCAGUGGGCCAGAACCAAUGGUUGCCCUUGGGAUAUAGAGACAUGCUCUUCUGCAGCUCAAGGUGGGCAUUUGGAAACUUUGAAAUGGGCCCAAACCAACGGUUGCCCCUGGGAUAAAUGGAUAUGUGCUUAUGCUGCUUACGAUGGGCAUUUGGAAGUUUUGAAAUGGGCCAGAAACAGUGGUUGCCCUUGGGAUGAAUGGACAUGUCAUUAUGCUGCUGAAAAUGGACAUUUGGAAACAUUGAAAUGGGCCCAAAUCAAUGGUUGCCCUUGGGAUGAAUGGACAUGUGCUGGUGCUGCACGGGGUGGUCAUUUGGAAAUAUUGAAAUGGGCCCGAACCAAUGGCUGCCCUUGGGACGAAUGGACUUGUUGCAGUGCUGCUCAGUAUCAUCAUUUGGAAGUCUUGCAGUGGGCCCACAGCAAUGGCUGCCUGUGGGAUGAAAAAACUUGCUGCCUGGCUGCCGAGAAUGGCCAUUGGGAAGUUUUGAAAUGGGCCAGAAACAAUGGUUGCCCAUGGGAUGAAAGUACAUGUGCUUCUGCAGCUCAACGCGGUCAUUUUGAAAUCCUGGUAUGGGCCAGAAACAAUGGUUGUCCUUGGGAUGAACAGACUUGUUUCAAUGCUGCUAAGUCUGGUCACUUAAAAAUUAUGCAGUGGGCUCACAGCAAUGGCUGCCCGUGGGAUGAAAAAACUUGCUCCAGGGCUGCCGAACAUGGGCAUUUGGAAGUUUUGAAAUGGGCCCGAACCAAUGGUUGCCCAUGGGAUGAAAGUACAUGUGCUUCUGCAGCUCGAGGUGGUCAUUUGGAAAUCCUGAUAUGGGCCAGAAACAAUGGUUGUCCUUGGGAUGAACAGACUUGUUCCAAUGCUGCUGGGUAUUGUCAUUUGGAUGUCCUGCAUUGGGCUCGUAGCAAUGGCUGCCCAGAAUAG
Seminavis robusta is the source of this 1122-nucleotide messenger RNA. Lineage: Eukaryota; Bacillariophyta; Bacillariophyceae; Naviculales; Naviculaceae. The record is from the annotation of a GenBank genome assembly.